UGAAUGAAGAAAUGGAGGACUAGUUUUAACAAAGCGAGACAGAGACGGAGAGCUAAAGUGAAAGAGAAGAAGAAAGAGAAAACAAGCUGCGGGUGCUAAGUCCACGCGCUCACUGUCAGCGUCUGAUAUCAACAGUUUCGUGUGUUUUUCCCGCCGCUGUGACGGUUUUCUCGGACUUUCUAACACUCCUUAAAGUUUUUUUUUUCUUUUGGUGAAACGACAGGUUAGUGUAGUCUGUUGUCGUGUCAGUUUGGUGUCCCAGUUUGGAGGCAGGCUGUCCCGGGACAGACGCACACAUCUGUAAUAACAGAUACCGUCACAGCCACACAGACACAAGCCUCGGGGGAGGAGGACCGAGCGUGUCACCAUGCCUGUGCGACAGAAAGAUGCUCAGCGAGCCCUGGAGCUUCUUCAGCAGUACAGGACCAAACUUGACCAGAGACAGCAGAACCAGAGGCGGACCAAACAGGGUCCUGUAGAGGAAGACUCCCAGCUGCAGCAGUCCCUGGACAGAGUCAUCGAUGUCUUCCAGAGUCAGCUCUUUAGCGCUCUGCUUGACAUUCAGGAGUACUACGAGCUGAGCAUCCUUGCAGACAGCAAGACUUCUGCAGACGAGACACACAGUCCAUGGACCCCUCCUGCCCCCUGUAACCUGCCAGCAGAGCUGUCAGCCCAGCCACAGUCCCCCUCUGGUCCCCUGAGCCCACAGGCUUCUGGAGGAUCAUCCCAGCCAAAACCCCUGACCCCCAAACCCAAGUCAAUCAAGUCCCAUGCUGCGCCACUCCCAUCCGGCACACCUGCAACAAAGCCAACUUCUCCUACCACACAGUCCUCCACACCGCCGUCACAGCCAGCCAAGGUCAAGUACCGUGCUCCUCUCCCUCCCAUUAAUCUUGAAGCCUCCAAAUCACUGGCAUCAGAGACUCCUUUGCCUUCCUCUCCCUCUGCUGCCCCAUCCCCCGGAGUCACAGCGAAUGGUGUAGAAACCCCUACUGGCUCCAUGAAAACACCUGCUGCAGCUUCCCCGAAUGAAACAAAGCCACGUCUUACUUCCACCAACUCUAAUGUUUCAUCAGCAAGCUCCACCACCUCUGCCAAUCCACAAAGCGACUCUGUCUCUCCAGACCUCAACCUGGUGACUGUCUCAGCCCUUGUCUCCAGCACCAUCCAAGCCUUAGUGUCUCCAACCAUUCCCAACAAACUUAGCCCCACCAGCAACACUCCUGUCACCAGCCCGGGUUUCAACAGAGUCACAGAUGCAAGUGGAGUCUCUACAGCUCUUGUGACCACCAAGGACCCCGGCCAAGGCAAAGUGACUCCCAGCACGAGUCCAACCAGCCCUAAUCAGGGGAUAUUUACCUUCAGCAGCCGCAGCCCCACAGGGCCUCCAGGGCCUCUGACUAAAGGACCUCAUCUGAGUCCAACCAGCCCUGGGCCAGUAAAAGUCACCUUCACUAGCCCGAGCUAUGGUUCAGCCAGCCCAAGGCCAGCUUCAAGUCCACUGACCCCUAUCAAGGUAGAAUCACCUGAGGUUCCCUUUGAUGACGAGGCGUGGCCUCACCCAGAGGGAGAGAGGCUGAACGAAGUCCCAGCCCCGCCUUUCUCUUCCCUCUAUUCACACAGUCACGCCUACUACCAGGCCAACCCCCCUCCAGUGGUGGUCAACACCGACAGCGUCGACACCCCCCCAUAUGUCAAUGGAACAGAAGCAGACUAUGAGUAUGAGGAAAUCACGCUGGAGCGGGGUAACUCAGGACUGGGGUUCAGUAUCGCAGGAGGGACUGAUAAUCCUCACAUCGGGGAAGACCCCUCUAUCUUCAUCACUAAGAUCAUACCUGGAGGGGCUGCAGCCCAGAAUGGACGACUCAGGGUGAAUGACUGUAUAGUCCGGGUAAAUGACACGGACGUCAGGGAUGUGACCCACAGCGGGGCUGUGGAGGCGCUGAAGGAGGCAGGAGGUCUGGUCAGACUCUGUAUACGGCGCAGGAGGAGCCUCACUGAGAGAAUCAUGGAUAUCAAGCUGGUCAAAGGGCCCAAAGGUUUAGGAUUCAGUAUAGCAGGUGGAGUCGGAAACCAACAUGUCCCGGGCGACAACAGUAUCUACGUGACUAAGAUCAUCGAGGGAGGGGCUGCACACAAAGACGGACGGCUACAGAUAGGGGACAAACUUGUGGCUGUAAACGCCUCCUGUUUGGAGGAGGUGAGUCAUGAGGAGGCAGUGGCCGCCUUGAAGUCCACGCCUGACGUCGUUUAUCUUCGUGUGGCCAAACACACCUCCCUUUUUAUCAAUGACAACUUCCCUCCUCCUGACGUCACAAACUCGUACUCCCCACAUCAAGACAACCAUAUAAGCCCCUACAUGAGUGGCAGCCAGUCCGUAAGCCCCGCCCCUCUGACCACACCCAGAUACUCACCUCUGCCUAGGGCCAUGACCGGAGACGACGAUGUCCCCAGGGAACCCAGGCGGGUGGUUCUCCAGCGAGGGUCAACAGGUCUCGGUUUUAACAUUGUAGGAGGGGAGGAUGGAGAGGGAAUCUUCAUCUCCUUCAUUCUCGCUGGAGGUCCAGCUGAUCUCUGUGGAGAGCUACGAAAGGGAGACCGCAUCCUGUCGGUGAACGGUGUGGAUCUGUCCAGUGCAACACAUGAGCAGGCAGCAGCAGCUCUGAAGAAUGCAGGACAGACCGUUACCAUAGUAGCGCAGUACAGACCUGAGGAAUACAGUCGUUUCGAGGCGAAGAUCCAUGACCUGAGGGAACAGAUGAUGACCAGCAGUGUCAGCUCCAGCUCAACGUCGCUCCGCUCCACACAGAAACGCACACUUUAUGUCAGAGCGUUGUUCGACUACGAUGGAAGCGCAACAGACCUGAGUGCGCCCAAUCAGGCCCUGCCAUUUCAUUUCGGGGAUGUCCUCCACGUGAGCAGCGCCGGCGAGGAGGAGUGGUGGCCCGCCCGGCACCUCAGCCCCCCGCCUCCCAACUGCCCUGAAGUCGGAGUCAUCCCCAGCCGCAGGAGGGCAGAGAAAAAGGAGAGGUCGAGGUUAAAGACGGUCAGAGUGACGAGGUCUCAGGAAAGAUCGGAUCAGGAUGAUAAAGAGCUGGUAACCUCUGGCACCAGCGAUAGUGAGAGUAGUUCCUCUGGUCAGGAGGAGACCCUCCUCACCUACCAGCCAGUUAUGCAGCAGGAAGUUAAUUACACACGGCCAGUCAUCAUACUGGGACCAAUGAAAGAUAGGAUCAAUGAUGACCUCAUCUCCGAGUUCCCUGACAAGUUUGGCUCCUGCGUCCCACACACAACACGGCCGCGGCGAGAUUAUGAGGUGGAUGGCAGAGAUUACCACUUCAUGUCCUCCAGAGAGCUCAUGGAGCGAGAGAUUCAGGAACACAAGUUCAUAGAGGCCGGACAGUAUAACAACCACCUGUAUGGAACCAGCAUACAGUCUGUCAGAGAAGUUGCAGACAAGGGUAAACACUGUAUACUGGAUGUAUCAGGGAAUGCGAUAAAGCGUCUCCAGUUGGCAGGCCUUCAUCCCAUCGCUGUCUUCAUUAGACCACGCAAUGUCGACAAUAUCCUAGAGAUGAACAAGCGUUUCACUGAGGAGCAGGCGAGAAAGACCUUCGACAGAGCUGUCAAACUGGAGCAGGAGUUCACAGAGUUCUUCACUGCUAUCGUCCAGGGCUCGUCUCUAGAGGAGGUGUAUUCGCAGGUAAAGCAGAUCAUUGAGGAGCAGUCUGGUCCGUACAUCUGGGUGCCCACCAAGGAGCGCCUCUGAAUAAACACACACACACGAUUACGCACAUCACUCCUUCAACACUUCCUAUGUCUCUGAUUUUCUAUUAUCAGCCUGCUUCCUCUCUCUCUCUCUUGUACACACAUAAUGACACACUUACACACACAUUUACACAAGCACAUAAAGUCGGAUGAGGCUGGGACUAUCUGGGACUGCGACUUCCUGAAGUGGGAGGGGCUAAUGUCUGUCCAGCAGCCUAUUGGUGGAUCUUCCUACAGCUCAGUUCCUUAAUGUUUAAGGAGGUGGUUCAAAUCAAGGCGACACGUACCAUUAUCUGAUUUGAUUUCAUUAUUGUUCUUCUUAUUGUUGUUGUCGUUGUUGUUUUCAUAUUAACGAAGGGUAAUGCAUUCAUGUAUGGGUUUGUAAUGAUAAUAUUGUCACCAAGAGGCAGACUUUUGCACGCUGUAGCUUUAAGAGCAUGUUUUUGGGACAAAAUCUUGAUCUCCUUCCCAGUCUGUCUGUCUGUCUUUCCUCAUGGCAUCACUCCUGUUUAGUCUUUUUCUAUCUUUCUCUCAUAUCCCAUCCCUUACUUCCUCCUCCUUUCCCAUUUAGACUACAGACUUUAGAUAUGAGCUGAAAAUAUAAAUUGUGCCCCAACAUUUUGGUGUCAAGGGUCAGAAUUAAACAAUUAUCGUUUAGAGACAUAGCACCAAAGUAGUCGAAACAAAUGUAGGAUUUCUAAGAUUGAGACUCUUGUUGAUAUUUCUAAUAACAAGCAGAAAUUCUCAAUCAGAACUUAAGUAGAAAACUAAAUUAGAUAAAAUAAUAAAAUAAAAUAAAAUAAAAUAAAUAAAUUACGGAGUCUCAUAAUGACUUAGGAGUCAUUUGGAGCCCUGAGCCCUUAUAUCUCAAAUAUCAGAGAAUUAUGCUAAGUUUGCUAAAAGUAAAGGUUAGGACACAUUUAUCAAGCGUCUCACUCCUGUUUAUGGCAGAGUGUAGGAGUUACCUUUAAGAGCAGCCCGACAGUGAUCGCAUGUGCAAAGUCGUAACACUCAAUCAGAGAUAAGAGUUUACAGAACAAGUGCGCUAUUCAUUAAAUACUAAAAAUGCUUAAAGUUCACUUAAUGUUAUUUUGUUCUGCAAAAAUAUGAUAUUUUAAUUGUUAAAGUCAAUUUUAAUUGUAAAAAACAAUGACAUCAAUGUCAUGUGUCUAAGCUCCUGGAAAUUUGCAACAAAAGGACACAAAAAAAUUGUCUUUUUUUAUGCAAUACAAGCUUAAAGUCAAGGAACCCAAUGUAUCUGACACUGUAAACACGAGUGCCAUCGCUUUCCAACCGAGUAGCACACCCUUUACCAUGGCCUAUGGUAUGAUAACAUUAGCGAAAAUGAAAAUUAAACUGAAGCAGCAAAGAAAAUGUUGUUGUUGGUACACCAGAGAAAACAGACAACUAUGUUAAUUUAGUGCUACAUUAAUGGAUGUUGCAAAUGAAGAUGCAUGAAAAGUGUUGGCAAACAAAAUUAGUGAUGGUUUCAUUGUUGUUGUUUGCACCCUGAUAAACACAAGAAACAAAGAGAAGAAAGGUAGUGUAGAAUCCUAUUGAAUGUUCAAAUCCAAUGCAAAUGAUUGGCUGAAACGAGUUUAAGAGUGUUUUUUAGUUUUCAUGUUUUAUAAAAGGGGGGGUGUUAAGUCCAGUUUACUUGAAGCUGUUUGAAUAAUAUGGGCCCAGAUCCUCCAUUUAAAUAUAAAAUCUUGUAUUACCCAAGUCUUCAUCCAACACGGGCUUCUCUGCCUCCCCUCCUCUUCUUCCUCCUCUUCCUCUUCGUCCUAUCUGUCUCAUGCCUUCAUCUCUCUCCUCCUCUCCUUCUCCACAUUCACAGUGUGACAUUGGUCGAGCACUCCGGCAUCAAACAGUGUAUCAUCUUCUUCAUCAACACUAUCAUCACGAUCAUAAUCAUCAGCAUUGUCGUUAUAGCUUUCCUUCUUACUGUAGUUGCACUAAUGUGGGCUGGUUUCUUAAAAGCAUCUUUGGGUGACAGAACAGAUCCCAGUGAUUCUGGUAUUAUGAAGUGAUAUACUUACCUUUCUUUAAGCUGUCAGUGAUUAUUAUGGUGGUUUGAGAGAGCUCACGAGGUCAAGGAACCCCUUAUGGCCAUUUGCGGGAUGUCAUGUUACUGUUAUGUGAUGAAAGACAUCCUCUUGCAACACUUUCCUGGAUAUAUAAGUUUGAGCCUUCAGUGUGUAUCAGUAACACCUGAAACUAGCUCCAUUUGUGCUCUGUACGUCACUCCGUGGUACAGGUACAUGGUGGCCAAUCAAACUGUUAUGUUUUUGCCUGUUAUACAGCAAUGGGUUGCAUCAUCAAAGGUGUUUUCAUGACCAAACAGAUGACUAUAGUCUGCCCAGAAGGAUCCAGUUUCAGAAAAAUGUUUAAAUUUUGAAACAUGGUUUCCCGCCUUAUGCAGCCUACAGCAUGCAGCUUCAAGGUACAAGUAUCCUAUCGAUGCUGGCUGUUAGUCACGCGACUGGCUUUGCAUUUCUGUUGACUGAGGUGAACACACCUGUCGCAGAACAUAUUAAACUUUAACUCAACUGAACACAGAAACAGAAAAGGAAAAAAAUCAUCACCUUGCAGCAACUUAAAAAACAACUUUUCCUCUCCUUGUCUUUUUCAGCACUGCAGCUGUUUUAUUGUCCUAUUCUUUUUUUUAUCUGGCCAAUUUACAUGUGCUAAACGCUUUUAGUAGUGAGGCAAACAUUUAAUGUUUCAAGGAAGGUAGUGCACAUUUUUGAGAUCUCAAAAAUACCUUUGGAGGCACAACCUUCUGCUGGGAGGCACUUAAAAAAUAGCAAUUUGGCUUUCCCCUUUAAGUGUCAAUAAUCAAUAUUUUUAUAAUAACAAUGAAUCAAAUGACAAUGUGAAAAAAAUAUGGCAAUGUGAACUGGGAAUUAUCAGCUGACUCUGCAGCUCACCUCGCCUUUACAGAGCUUUAUAGCAAGUUUGAGUUUAAUGGUUAGCUGUACGGCCCGCAACUUUUUGCACUAUUUUGGUUCACUCUCAGUGCUCCGAUAGUGUGUUUUGCAGCAGCAGGCAGCUGUUUUCAGUGAAAAAGUUCUAAAAACCCACUUGACACCACCUGCUUAGCACCACACAGACACAGUAAGUGACUAACUGUCAAAUAUACUGGAGCAUUUAGCAGCGAAAGAGCUAGAUAUUUUCUUCAGCAGUUGAUGGAGACCAAAAAUGGAGCGAAAAGAGAGUGAAGUCACAAAUGGGGUUUACCUAAAACAUGACAUAUGUAGUCAAGUGUAACAUUUGAAUACCGAGAUGCUUUUGGUAAAACAGCCUCUGUAUGGACCUUGUCAGCCACCCACUACCCACUACCCAUCUCCACCCUCAACCCCCGAGGCGACUCCUCCAAGCUGACUGGAGACCAGGGUCAUCCAGAAAGACCGUUCUGUCAACAGAGUAGCUCUUAGAUCCAAAUAAUAAAUAGUUUUGACCAUACGUGUUUUGAAAGCUUUAAUAUUUCCUCACAGAAUGUCCAGCUCAAUGACUUCUUGCCAUCUAUAAUCCUCUAUGAAUCCUGUAAACCAGUGGUGUUGUCAGUUGACAGAACUGGACUCUUUCUGUGACUCUGACUGUGUGUUUUAGCCUGGGGACCAUGCCACUGUCUGUUAGAGUAAAGCACCGAUGCAAAGAAUCUAUUACAGAGAUGGAUCUACAGUAUAUCUAACAUAUUAUAAUAUUUAUCCCUGCUCUAACUGCCUAUUUUGGUACAAAAAAAUAAAAGUCUUUAUUGAGA
Molecule: messenger RNA, 7531 nt
Organism: Plectropomus leopardus (leopard coralgrouper)
Lineage: Eukaryota; Metazoa; Chordata; Actinopteri; Perciformes; Serranidae
Product: discs large homolog 1-like protein
Biological process (GO): cell-cell adhesion; receptor clustering; establishment or maintenance of epithelial cell apical/basal polarity
Cellular component (GO): neuron projection; neuromuscular junction; basolateral plasma membrane
Molecular function (GO): protein kinase binding; ionotropic glutamate receptor binding
Source: RefSeq, a predicted model, not a curated record